Saccostrea cuccullata (small rock oyster) is the source of this 2193-nucleotide messenger RNA. RefSeq lists its product as uncharacterized. Lineage: Eukaryota; Metazoa; Mollusca; Bivalvia; Ostreida; Ostreidae. The transcript is spliced from 8 exons. Bases 137 to 1300 code for a protein of 387 amino acids. The record is from RefSeq and is a predicted model, not a curated record.
AAAUAAGCGCAACAAACUGUGACAUUUUGAACUAUAGAGAAGAAAAUGAUUUAUUAAUCACUUUGAACAAAACUGAUGAUUUUUGUUGUCAUCGACUAAAAGAAAGGUUUUUAUUGACUUCAUUCCCUAUGCAACCAUGAAUGAUUUUGUCGAAUCCUGUCCUCAAAAUCUCACAGAAGUUAUGAAAUCAUCUACAAGACUGGACUGUGGUCGUGACAAGUAUGGUAAUGAUCAGUAUAUAUGUGUCCCUAACAUAGAGAAGAGUGGUCUGGUAGAAUUUUGUUACAAAGGAAUCAUGGGAAUAAUACAAAGAGGAAACUGUUUGGAGACGACUGAGGGAAAUCUGUUUUCACGUGACUGCUCAGGGUUUAUAGAAGGCUGUCCAGAUGAUGCUUUCAGAAGCAAUGAACAUUACAAUUAUCCUGCAUGUCAACAAAUCAACACACAAGGUCACUGCUAUCUUGCCGAUCCUUCCUGUUCAAAAUUAACAGAGAAUAUCUUUCACAAAUCAAGGGCUACUACAACUAGAAUAAACGUAGACCAUGAAGUUUACAGCAGCACGAUAAUAAAUAUUCAAACAGCCUCACUCCAGGAGUAUGAAACCGCCGAAAUUGGAGCAAUAGUAGGAGGACUGUGUGCUAGAGGGAUUGUCCUCCUCCUCCUGUUUCUAGUUAUUUUCUGGAAAAGAAAACAAAGAUUUAGAAAGACCAAAGAACCAAAUCCAGGGACAGAUCAUUUGGCGGGAAUAAUGGAAAAUGGCCCUGAAAAUGACUUGCACGAACAAUGCACCAGUACUUCUCAUGAACGUAUUUCAUUGCUUACAAAUUCUACAGUUGAAGAUGAAGAAGUUGGUGUUAAUAGUAAACCAGAGAAGGAAAUCUAUGAUGUCAGUGAGGAUGGCAUUUAUAGAAAACAAGAGAAGAAAACCCAAGAUGUCACAGAGGCUGGUGUUUCUAUUAAACCAUUGCAGGAAAUCCAUGAUGUCACAGAGGCUGCUUAUUUCAGUCAACUACAGAAGAGAGCACUUGUUGACACAAAAGCAGAUAUAAAUAGCAAAAGAGAAGGAAAAAUUCCUGUAUUUGAAACUGUUUGUAUCAUAAAUGAUUCAGAAAAAAGACGGCACGGUGUCCUGGGGGCUGAGAUCAAUAAUAAAUCAGAAGAGAGAAGUCAUGGUAACACAGAUAACAAUGUCAAAAAUGAAAGAGGAGGAUAUCUGAACUCAGCUAUGUUAAGGAAGGACAGAGUUCAAAUUCCUUGUACAUCGUAUUGGAAAUUUAAAUGUGACGUCAGUGAAAUUUAACAAGCUACAGAAAUUAAUUUAUUACAUGAUCAUGCGUAAAUAACAACUUGAGAAUUACCUUGAAUUGGUUUCGGGUGUAAACGUUUUUAAGUCAAUUAUGGCAUUAAUUUACCUCGUCUUUCUCAUCUAGAUAUUUAAGCUGUUCCUAAUAAUCGUAAUUUUCUGCGACAUCACAGCUACAAUGUAUAAGUCUCUGGUGCAAGCCGCUGGUACAUUUUUCUGUUCACAAGAGAGAAAACUUAAAUAAUCAACUUUGAAGGAGUUGUCUUUCUUUGUUUUCACUUUGGAAAAAAAAGAAAGAGAACUUGUUACCAAAAAAAUCACGUCUCCACGAGCCAGGACAUUUUUGAUUACACUGGAACAUUGACCCCCACGAAUAUAAAUGAUUCCACGGUACAAAGUGUAAAGACAGUCAAAGUAUUCCCGGCUGCUUAGUGCUAAGGAACUCUAGAUUUUAUUGAUGCAAUUAUCAAAACAUUUUUUAUGCAAUCAGAUUCAAGUAUUUUAUAGAAUUUAAAUGAUUAUAAAAUCAAAGGCGUAAAAUUGGCAUUAAUAUAAACUCGCCAGCCACAAAACGACCCAAUGAUAGAUACAAGUUUCAAGUAUAAAAUUUUGGAACCAUCUUAUUACUUCCAAGAAUACUUUAGCAUUUAAAAUCUAGAAAACAACAGUCAAAACAAACUCAUGGACUAAAAAUAUUUUUUUUCAAUUUUCAACAAAUUGGGAUUUUCAUUCAUUACUAAAAAAGAAAAUUCAAUAAAACCACUUUUGAGAAGCAUAAAACAAAGAAUAUCAGAUCAAUGCAUACAAGAGGAAUAUGCAAAGAUUCAUAAUUCAUCGAAACUAAAAUUUUAUCAAGUUGCUUUUAAUAAUUUCAAACGAUGCGGAUACAC